GGCGGGCGCCGGGAGGGGGCGUGGAGGGGAGUCGGGGGCGGUGGAGAGAUGAACGGUUUCCCUAGCGACCGUUUCCUAGGCGACUCCAGGUGGCGCGGGGACACAGCUCUCGGUGAAGGGCCUACUAAUGCCCCAGGCUAGGGAGGACUGGGCUUCCUCGCGUUCUGGGACGAAGUCUUGGGGAGUCUUUAGGGCGAGCAGGGAAGUGCAGGAGAGAAGCAGAAAAGAGAAAAUGUGGGGCUAAUCCAUAUCCCAUGGCAAGCCUCAUUUUGGGAAGUCUGAACUCCAUUCGCGGGGGAAGAGGGACCUUUGCCACAGGAAAGCGGGGGUCUGUUUGUCGGGUUCUGCUGCCCAGAACGUCACUAGUUUUGUGCCCAAUAGUCAUUUGGUUAGUAAGGCUUUUUGCCAGGCUUAAGAUCCUAAGCUUCCGCCAGCGCCUGGCUUUCACAUGUCGGCCUAAAUACCGAGGCUUUUGUUACAUCAUGGAAAGGAAUAUUAUGUUUUCUUAGGAAAACACCGAGAAUAGGAAAUUUUACUGAUUUCAUUAGGGAUGGAGUGCCAGUGCAGGAGAAUGAACUCAGUUUUGGUUAGAGGAGAGCUUCCGAGAUGUCAUUAGGACUAAGGCCAAUCUCCACCCACUUUGCUGUGUCUUUUACCUUCUCCCUCCCUGAAUUGAGCAGUUGGAUUCAUAGACUGUGGAUUCCCCAUUACUCAGGGUGGUGUUGCUUUGCAGACAGCUGGCAGAGAGAGAAGUUGGCUACCAUGGAAUCACCAGAGGAGCCUGGAGCAUCCAUGGAUGAAAACUACUUUGUGAACUACACUUUUAAAGAUAGGUCACACUCCGGCCGUGUGGCUCAGGGCAUCAUGAAACUGUGUCUGGAGGAAGAGCUCUUUGCUGAUGUCACCAUCUCAGUGGAAGGCCGGGAGUUUCAGCUCCACCGGCUGGUCCUCUCAGCUCAGAGCUGCUUUUUCCGGUCCAUGUUCACUUCGAACCUGAAGGAGGCUCACAACCGAGUGAUUGUACUGCAGGAUGUCAGCGAAUCGGUUUUCCAGCUCCUGGUGGAUUAUAUCUACCACGGGACUGUGAAACUUCGAGCUGAAGAACUACAGGAAAUUUAUGAGGUGUCAGACAUGUAUCAGCUGACCUCUCUCUUUGAGGAAUGUUCUCGGUUUUUGGCCCGCACAGUGCAGGUGGGGAACUGCCUUCAGGUGAUGUGGCUGGCAGACAGGCACAGUGAUCCUGAGCUCUACACCUCUGCCAAACACUGUGCCAAGGCCCACCUGGCCCAGCUGCAGAGCACAGAGGAAUUUCUCCACCUGCCCCACCAUCUACUCACUGAUAUCAUCUCGGAUGGAGUUCCAUGUUCCCAGAACCCAACAGAGGCAAUAGAAGCCUGGAUCAAUUUCAAUAAAGAAGAAAGAGAGGCCUUUGCUGAGUCACUCAGAACUAGCUUGAAGGAGAUCGGGGAGAAUGUGCACAUUUACCUGAUCGGCAAAGAGUCAUCUCGUACCCACUCGUUGGCUGUGUCUUUACACUGUGCAGAAGAUGAUUCCAUCAGUGUAAGUGGCCAAAACAGCUUGUGCCACCAGAUCACUGCAGCCUGUAAGCAUGGUGGAGACUUAUACGUGGUGGGAGGGUCCAUCCCACGGCGCAUGUGGAAGUGCAACAAUGCCACUGUGGACUGGGAGUGGUGUGCGCCUCUGCCCCGGGACCGGCUCCAGCACACCCUGGUGUCUGUGCCUGGGAAAGAUGCUAUCUAUUCACUGGGUGGCAAGACAUUGCAGGAUACCCUCUCCAAUGCAGUCAUCUAUUAUCGGGUAGGUGAUAACGUCUGGACAGAGACAACCCAGCUAGAGGUGGCUGUGUCAGGGGCUGCUGGUGCCAACCUUAACGGGAUCAUCUACUUACUGGGGGGGGAGGAGAAUGACCUGGACUUCUUUACCAAACCUUCCCGACUCAUCCAGUGCUUUGACACAGAGACAGACAAAUGCCAUGUGAAGCCCUAUGUUCUGCCCUUCGCAGGUCGCAUGCACGCAGCUGUGCAUAAGGAUCUAGUGUUCAUCGUGGCUGAAGGGGACUCCCUGGUGUGCUACAAUCCCCUGCUAGACAGCUUUACCCGGCUUUGCCUUCCUGAGGCCUGGAGCUCUGCCCCAUCCCUCUGGAAGAUCGCCAGCUGUAAUGGAAGCAUCUAUGUUUUUCGGGACCGAUAUAAAAAGGGGGAUGCUAACACCUACAAGCUUGACCCUGCCACAUCAGCUGUAACUGUCACCAGAGGCAUUAAGGUGCUACUAACUAAUUUGCAGUUUGUGUUGGCCUAAGGCUGUGGGGGGAAGAGCAGCUGACUUUUACCCUCCCGUUUUCCAGCACCUAUCCAUCCAAAUUCCAAGUCCUUGGGGCCCUGAUCAGAGUACUAUGUUAUUUUUUGGGCACAUGUUAGAAAGGGCAGCACCUCAGUCUUUCCUGAACCUAUAGGGGUGUUUCAUUUGGGGCUUUUUAGACUGCUGCUGCUCAGGUGGCUGCUCCAAGAGUAGGCCAUCUGUCCUGGGCUGUCCCCUGGUAACCCUGUGCCUCCCUGCAGAUGGCUCCGAGUAAGCCAUUUCUCAGACCAGAGGCACAGCCGCCUCUCGUUCCCUGAUCAAUGUCAAGUGGAAGCACCGCUGAUCCCAGGACAAAAGGAAAGAUACCCCCAUCUUCCUUUUUUCUAUAACCUGCUAAGUGGCUAAUUGGUAAUUUUCCCACAAAGAAUUAAGUGUUAGAGUUUUCCUUCAGGCUUUGGUUGGAAGAAUGGUCUAAGCUGAAGGUGUCCUUCACCAGCAAGCGCCAACUCUAGAAUUCAGGACACUACAUCUCCUGUUUUCUCACCUCUCUCUCAGGAAAUCAACACUUUGGGAUUUUGUUUGGUUGGUUUUUUUUGGGG
Molecule: messenger RNA, 2918 nt
Organism: Enhydra lutris kenyoni (northern sea otter)
Lineage: Eukaryota; Metazoa; Chordata; Mammalia; Carnivora; Mustelidae
Product: kelch repeat and BTB domain containing 4
Exons: 3
Coding region: 607-2319 (570 amino acids)
Molecular function (GO): protein binding
Source: RefSeq, a predicted model, not a curated record